AUGGAGACGCCGCACACGCGCUGGAAGCGGCACUGCUGGCGCCUGGCCCUCGCCCUCCUCGCCGCCCUGGCCCCCCGCGCCCGCGCAGAGCCUGCGGAUCUCUUGAAGGUAUUAGAUUUUCACAAUUUACCUGACGGCAUAUCAAAGACAACAGGUUUUUGCACAAGCAGAAGGUCUUCCAAAGAACCGGAUGUGGCUUAUCGAGUAACGAAAGAUGCUCAGCUGAGCGCCCCAACCAAGCAGCUCUAUCCUGCAUCUCCAUUUCCUGAGGAUUUCUCAAUCUUAACCACUGUAAAAGCCAAGAAAGGAAGCCAGUCCUUCUUGAUUUCCAUUUACAAUGAGCAAGGCAUCCAGCAGGUGGGAAUGGAGAUGGGCAGGUCACCUGUGUUCCUCUACGAAGAUCACACAGGGAAGCCAAGCCCAGAGGAGUACCCUCUCUUCCGAGGCAUCAAUCUCUCCGAUGGCAAGUGGCAUCGGAUAGCUAUCAGCGUGCACAGGAAGAAUGUCACCUUGAUUUUGGAUUGUAAAAAGAAAAUCACAAAGUUCUUGGACCGCAGUGAUCACCCUAUCAUUGAUGUCAAUGGCAUAAUAGUAUUUGGAACCAGGAUCCUGGACGAAGAAGUCUUUGAGGGCGACAUCCAGCAGCUCCUGAUGGUGGGGGACCAUCGCGCGGCCGCUGAUUACUGUGAGCACUACAGCCCGGACUGCGACACGGCCGUCCCAGAAGCCCCCCAGUCCCAGGACCCCAGUCCUGAUGAAUACUAUACGGACGGGGAAGGCAACCUGGAGGUAGAGGGGCAAACCUACUACUACGACUAUCCCUACUAUCAAGACCUUGAUGAGAUAGGGAAGGCAGCUCCCACCACCAGCCAGCCUGUGGAUGCCGAAGAAGCAGCCAGCGAAACCACAGAGGACCGCCCCCCUCCUUCCACCCCAGCCCCCCCACCAGUUGGGGAGGGCCCUCGGGAGGAGAGGAGGGGAGAAGGCAGGGUGGACGAUCCACUCGUGGACGAGUAUAAUUAUGAAACCAUCACGGACGAAUAUUACACUCCACUCCCAUAUGAGGAUCUGAACUAUGACGACCUGGACCCGGCAGAGAAGCUCCCGGAGGGCGCCAUUGAGGCGGAAGUUCCCACCACCACCACCGUCAUGGCUGCCAAUGAAACCGCAGCUGCAGGGAGAGGGAGCCAAGGCGGAGGAGAUGCUGACAAAGACUUUGCUGAGGAAACCAUCCGGGAGUACGACACCUACUACGACGGCUACUACGACAGAACGGACUCCCCUGAUAUUGGGCCUGGAAUGCCCGCGAACCAGGACACGCUGUACGAAGGGAUUGGUGGGCCACGAGGUGAAAAAGGGCAGAAGGGGGAGCCGGCAAUCGUCGAACCGGGCAUGCUCAUUGAAGGCCCCUCUGGCCCAGAAGGCCCAGCGGGUCUUCCAGGACCUCCAGGAACGACUGGGCCAACGGGCCCGCCAGGGGACCCUGGAGAAAGGGGACCUCCUGGACGAUCAGGGCUUCCCGGAGCAGAUGGCUUGCCAGGACCUCCAGGAACAAUGCUGAUGCUUCCGUUCCGCUUCAGUGGGGGUGGCGAUGGGGGCUCCAAGGGCCCCGCGGUCUCUGCUCAGGAAUCCCAGGCUCAAGCCAUCCUGCAACAAGCCAGGCUGGCACUGAGAGGACCAGCCGGCCCAAUGGGCCUCACAGGAAGGCCAGGCCCCUUGGGAUCUCCAGGUAGUGGAGGAAUCAAGGGAGAGUCUGGAGACAUGGGGCCUCAGGGUCCACGAGGUGUGCAAGGCCCUCCAGGCCCAUCCGGAAAACCAGGACGCCGGGGCCGGGCUGGCAGCGAUGGGGCAAGAGGGAUGCCAGGGCAGACGGGACCAAAGGGGGACCGAGGUUUCGAUGGCCUGGCUGGACUGCCCGGGGAGAAGGGGCAUCGGGGUGAACCUGGCCCUUCAGGUCCCCCAGGGGCCCCAGGUGAAGAUGGGGAGAGGGGUGAUGACGGAGAAGUUGGCCCCCGAGGUCUCCCUGGGGAACCUGGACCCCGUGGUUUGCUGGGACCCAAAGGGCCACCAGGACCCCCUGGACCUCCAGGCAUAGCUGGCAUGGACGGACAAACAGGCCCCAAGGGGAAUGUGGGUCCACAAGGUGAGCCGGGACCUCCAGGGCAGCAGGGAAAUCCGGGUGCUCAGGGUCUUCCUGGUCCUCAAGGUCCGAUCGGUCCACCAGGCGAAAAAGGUCCACUGGGAAAACCUGGCCUUCCUGGCAUGCCUGGAGCCGACGGUCCUCCGGGCCACCCUGGCAAAGAAGGUCCUCCUGGGGAGAAGGGGAGUCAGGGCCCAGCUGGCCCCCAGGGCCCAAUCGGAUAUCCUGGCCCUCGCGGUGUCAAGGGAGCGGAUGGCAUCCGUGGCUUGAAAGGGACCAAGGGUGAGAAGGGUGAAGACGGCUUCCCUGGAUUCAAAGGCGACAUGGGCAUUAAAGGAGACAGGGGUGAAAUUGGCCCCCCUGGACCGCGAGGCGAGGAUGGGCCUGAAGGCCCCAAAGGCCGGGGGGGGCCCAAUGGCGAUCCGGGACCCCUCGGCCCUGCUGGAGAAAAGGGGAAACUAGGAGUUCCUGGACUGCCAGGUUAUCCUGGUCGACAAGGCCCCAAGGGGUCGAUUGGAUUCCCAGGGUUCCCAGGCACCAAUGGAGAGAAAGGCGGAAGGGGCACCUCUGGCAAACCUGGGCCAAGAGGCCAGCGAGGCCCAACGGGCCCGCGAGGAGAGAGAGGCCAGCGAGGCAUCACAGGCAAGCCUGGGCCCAAGGGCAACUCUGGUGGGGAUGGUCCGCCGGGCCCUCCAGGCGAGAGGGGUCCUCCAGGGCCUCAGGGGCCUACUGGAUUUCCUGGGCCAAAAGGUCCUCCGGGCCCCCCUGGAAAAGACGGAUUGCCUGGCCACCCUGGGCAGAGAGGAGAAACCGGUUUCCAAGGCAAGACAGGUCCUCCCGGGCCCCCGGGAGUGGUCGGACCACAGGGUCCCACUGGAGAGACGGGUCCAAUGGGUGAACGUGGCCAUCCAGGGCCUCCGGGACCCCCAGGUGAACAGGGACUUCCUGGGCUGGCUGGAAAGGAAGGCACAAAGGGUGACCCCGGCCCCACUGGCCUUCCAGGGAAAGAUGGCCCACCUGGUUUGAGAGGAUUCCCUGGUGACAGAGGUCUUCCUGGCCCCAUCGGACCUGUGGGUCUGAAGGGCAACGAAGGCCCACCCGGCCCUCCUGGCCCAGCAGGCUCUCCUGGUGAGCGAGGUCCCGCUGGAGCAGCUGGCCCAAUUGGUCUCCCAGGGCGGCCUGGCCCCCAAGGGCCCCCUGGCCCUGCUGGCGAGAAAGGAGCUCCGGGUGAGAAAGGGCCUCAAGGCCCAGCAGGUCGUGAUGGUAUCCAAGGUCCAGUGGGGCUUCCUGGCCCAGCAGGUCCUGUUGGCCCACCAGGGGAAGACGGAGACAAGGGUGAAAUUGGUGAACCAGGGCAGAAGGGGAGCAAAGGUGACAAAGGGGAACAGGGUCCUCCUGGUCCCACCGGUCCGCAGGGCCCAAUCGGCCAGCCGGGUCCAGCUGGAGCUGAUGGGGAACCUGGUCCUCGAGGACAGCAAGGUCUCUUUGGUCAGAAAGGAGACGAAGGACCAAGAGGUUUCCCUGGCCCUCCAGGCCCCGUCGGCUUGCAGGGCUUACCAGGACCACCUGGAGAGAAGGGAGAAACGGGUGACGUUGGGCAAAUGGGCCCCCCGGGUCCCCCAGGGCCAAGGGGUCCAUCUGGUUCCCCAGGAGCUGAUGGGCCACAAGGGCCACCUGGCGGGAUUGGAAACCCCGGAGCUGUCGGUGAGAAGGGCGAACCAGGAGAAGCAGGAGAGCCUGGCCUGCCAGGAGAGUCUGGGCCUCCAGGUCCUAAAGGCGAGCGAGGGGAGAAGGGCGAAGCGGGUCCCUCUGGGGCAGCUGGUCCCCCUGGCCCCAAAGGCCCCCCGGGGGAUGAUGGUCCCAAAGGCAGCCCUGGUCCAGUCGGUUUCCCUGGAGACCCCGGACCUCCUGGUGAACCUGGCCCAGCUGGCCAGGAUGGUCCACCAGGUGAUAAAGGUGAUGAUGGUGAACCUGGACAGACGGGCUCCCCUGGUCCAACUGGAGAGCCAGGUCCUUCAGGGCCACCAGGAAAAAGAGGCCCGCCUGGCCCAGCAGGUCCUGAAGGCCGGCAAGGAGAGAAGGGGGCCAAGGGGGAAGCCGGUUUGGAAGGGCCUCCUGGGAAAACAGGCCCUGUGGGCCCUCAGGGACCACCAGGAAAACCGGGCCCAGAUGGACUGCGAGGAAUCCCUGGCCCUGUGGGUGAGCAAGGACUUCCAGGUGCCCCAGGCCCAGAUGGACCACCAGGCCCGCUGGGCCCACCUGGUUUACCUGGCUUGAAAGGAGAUUCUGGUCCAAAAGGAGAAAAGGGUCACCCAGGCUUGAUUGGUCUCAUUGGGCCUCCUGGUGAGCAAGGAGAGAAAGGAGACCGAGGUUUGCCAGGCCCUCAAGGAGGAUCAGGGCCUAAAGGAGAACAGGGAAUUUCAGGUCCUUCUGGUCCAAUUGGCCCUCCUGGCCCUCCAGGGUUACCGGGUCCCCCUGGUCCCAAAGGUGCUAAAGGAUCUUCGGGUCCAACAGGCCCAAAGGGUGAAAUGGGCCAUCCGGGACCACCAGGACCUCCCGGCCCUCCAGGGGAAGUGAUCCAACCUCUUCCUAUCCAGUCAUCUAAGAGGACACGGCGAAACAUCGAUGCCAGCCAAUUGAUUGAUGAAGGCAACUCUGACAACUACAUGGAUUAUGCUGAAGGCAUGGAGGAAAUCUUUGGCUCCUUAAACUCCCUGAAACUGGAAAUUGAGCAGAUGAAGCAUCCCUUGGGCACCCAGCACAACCCGGCUCGGACCUGCAAAGACCUGCAGCUUUGCCAUCCUGAUUUCCCAGACGGUGAAUACUGGGUGGACCCGAAUCAAGGCUGCUCCAGAGACUCCUUCAAGGUCUACUGCAAUUUCACGGCUGGUGGCGAAACCUGCAUCUUCCCUGAUAAGAAGUCCGAAGGGGCUAGAAUUACUUCAUGGCCAAAGGAAAACCCAGGCUCCUGGUUCAGUGAAUUCAAGCGCGGUAAACUGCUUUCCUAUGUCGAUUCGGAUGGCAACCCCAUUGGAGUGGUGCAGAUGACGUUCCUGAGACUCUUGAGUGCCUCUGCCCACCAGAAUGUCACCUACAACUGCUUCCAGUCAGUGGCGUGGCGGGAUGACUCCACAGGCAAUUACGACCGGGCCAUUCGCUUCCUGGGCUCCAACGAUGAAGAGAUGUCCUACGACAACAAUCCUUUCAUCAGGGCUGUCUUCGAUGGCUGCGCAACAAAGAAAGGCCACCAGAAGACCAUCUUAGAGAUCAACACGCCCCGAGUGGAGCAAGUCCCCAUUGUCGACAUCAUGUUCAACGACUUUGGAGAAGCAUCACAGAAGUUUGGAUUUGAGGUGGGACCAGCUUGCUUCAUGGGCUAAGAGCCACUCAGAACACCAGUCUCCAAAUGAGCAACCUCGUAACCUCAUUGCGCCUUCUUUUUUUGGCUACAUUGUGGUCGUCGUCACAUGCACGUUCUGAAACGGAAUUAUUUGAUGGGUUUAUUGUUUUUAUUUGUUUUCUUGUUUUGCCUGAGUCCCAACUCUUCCACCAGACCCAAGACAUUCUGUUGCCCCAGUCAAAGACAGACCCAUUCCCACCACAGGCUCUAGAAUCACAUGACUUAAAAGCAUCACCUGAUGGCAACAGCAGCCUCCCCCUGCUAUGCAGCUUCUUCAGGACCACCUGUGGUCUCGGCUUCCUUGCAUGGCUUGUAGAGGAAGCACUCUGGCCACACUCCUAGCGCUCGCUCAGUCUUCUCUUGGACAGCCUCACUGAAGUCACGGAAAGACAUUGUCCUGAGUGGGGAGUUUCCUGUCUCUGAAGGUUCUGACAACACCACGGUGGUUGCCUUGCCUCUGUGAAGGAAUGUGGACCGAGGACCUUUGCAAGCCUUUCCAGUUAGAGUCUUGAUCAGGACCCAUCUGGAAUAUCCCUCAAAAUCAUUGUUUAUCUCUUUUCCUGUUUAGAUCCUAAAAAGUAAUGACUAGAACCAAUUAGGCAAAAAAAAAAAAAUCGCAGGUUCUGACUGUAAGCCCCGUAUGAUAAAGGUGCUUCUAUUUUUGUAUGUUUGUAAGUAAAUAUUUGUAUAUUAUUAUUUUAAAUAUAAAGUAUCUCUGGCUUCAAAACAUGCAUGUGACUCACCCCUGCCCCUUGUUGGUAAUUUAAGGAACAAGCAUUCUUGCCAGCGCCCAGCGGAGAUGCCAGGACUCCACCCAGGCCCUGGUCCCCUGAUCUGAGGCACGGGGGCUCAGCUGAGGAGUUCCACAAGCAGCUUCCUCAGUUGGCACACGUAGAACUGUGGCCUGCAUUGUGGGCGCACAAGCCCAUUUUUGUGAAGACCAAACGAUGCUUUGUAAAAGCUAAAAUCAGGCAUGUGCUUGUAUGUUUAUGGAAUCAGGGCAAACAUAUGACAUGUCUCCAAAAGCAAGAUAAACUGUGGAAUUUCAGAUUAAUUUCCAGGAAACACCUUGCUCUACCGGAAUGCCUUUGCUGCAAAAUGCACCCUUGCCUUCUACGAACAUUUUGUUCUGAUUUGGUCAACAUUAAUGACUAGUUCAGACAAGAGGUCAACUCCAUCACUGCCUUGCCUUCACUUGAUUCCGUGUACAGGUUUAUAUUUUUGAAAGUGCCUUCUCCAAAGCAAAAGGCUAGCUUCCCUUUCCAAGUUGCAUUCCCAGGGGAAGUUGCGUAUGGCAGGGAUAUCCAUUGCUUUCCUCUCUUCAUACAAAAAAAGGUAAACCCCCCCCAGGGCUCCUGUUUUGUUUUUGUUGGUGCUAUCUGUUUGAAUGACUUUAGGACAACACUGGCGGAGCCCUGCCAUUCGCCAGCCUCCGGGGUCUCUUUGCUCCAAGUGCCUCUUCCUCUGCCGGUCUUGGAUGGAGUUUCAGACCAGCCUCCCACUCAGUAAGUCGGUUGAGCUGCUGCUGUGACUCCCCUUCUGAGCCCUUGGGGGACUGUGUGGAAAGCACGGGGAUUCUGGGGCUCUGUUUAUUUUCUGGUAACAAAUAGAAUAUUCAUACCUUUUAUAGGAGGGUAAUUAUGACAGAUUUGUACUCAGUCGCUGACUAUUUGUGGUGCUAAUUUAUGUAUUUGUUCAAUGUACUAAGUCAAGAUCAAACUCUCCCCCGCCCCCGCGUGUGUCCAGAGGAGAAUGUGCAGCUCCGUUGCCUUUUCAGAAGGUCUUUGCGUGGGCAGCAGGAAGCCCUGUCGGUCUCCCCCCGUUUUGACUGGUGCUUCUCCCAGGUGAAAGAAAAAGAUGCAAAGGUGUUUAUGUCAAAUCAAGGUGUAGGAUUUGCAAAGGAAAAGAUAUCACAUUUACUGUGAAUCGAAGCCGAUGCCUGAUGUCUUUUCCCCACUGCUUCCCAAAGGAGAGUUGGUCGUGUGCUCUGCAGUGGUGGUUUGGUACUCCGAGAGGCUCAGGCUCCACCUAGGAAAGGAAGGUGGCCGAGGAGGACCCUGGCUCUCCUGGGAAGCUCUGGCUGAGCAGACUGGCUCCCCCGGGUGCCAGGCCACCUGCCUCUUCCCCCGUUGCUGAGCUUCCCUGGACUGGCUCUUUCUGGCCUGCACACCUGGCAGCACCUCGCAUGGCUCAGGUGGGCAGGUGUCCCUCAGCAGGUGACUUAGGAAUGUGGAAGGGGUUACUGGAGACAACCUCAUCCAACAGCAAAGCAGUGCAACUUGCAAGUAUUGUACCUGGCAUCUUUCACUUCACUCAGACAACAGCCAUGUUGCAGGAAAUCUGGGAAAUUCAAAACUGGGUGCAUCUAUUCAUGUCUGCACUUAAGAAUUGCACACACUUGGGUCAUGUGAUUCUGUUCCAAUAAUUUCUCAUCAAGGGAUCUUUACUCUGUCUUGUUUGCCACUGUUGGUGCUUUUGUCAAAAUCCUACCAAGUGUUGUAAAACUGUACUGAAGUUUUCCCUUUUUUUAUCAUCCCCUUUCCAGACCACUUAGCUACGGUAUAUUGCAAUAAAAAUUUCUUCUUGUAUUGGCAGACAUUUCUUUCUGUGUAAUUUUAUCCCCCUUUCCCUCUAAUAUAUAUGACUUGAACAAAUGUUGAUGAGAAAAGAAAAAUAAAACCUAUGGAAGCAAAAGUUUCAAGCACAUAGGGCCCUUUUUAAGAAAUACAUGGAUAACGUAUUUGUACAGCUUUUCAAAUUCCAGUCCAACCUGUCAGUGCCCAUAAGAGGUAUUUUAAGGAAAAAUAUUUUAAACCUGUGUAAUAAAGGAUUAAAUGUAAGAGAUUUUUUUCAAUAAAUCAAGUUUACUGUUUCCACCGAA
Heteronotia binoei (common prickly gecko) is the source of this 8421-nucleotide messenger RNA. It is a transcript of the gene COL5A1, whose product is annotated as collagen type V alpha 1 chain. Lineage: Eukaryota; Metazoa; Chordata; Lepidosauria; Squamata; Gekkonidae. Gene Ontology annotation, molecular function: extracellular matrix structural constituent. The transcript is spliced from 66 exons. The record is from RefSeq and is a predicted model, not a curated record. Bases 1 to 5520 code for a protein of 1839 amino acids.